UCACAGACUGUUUUGUUUACCCUUUCAGAUAUGAGGUGUCCUCCUCCACCUGCUAUUCAAAAUGGUCAGCUUAAUGGAGUCCCAAAACCAAGGUAUUUGCCUUUGGAGAAAGUGAAGUAUCGAUGCCUCCCAUCCUACAGUCUUUUUGGACCUUAUGCAGCAAUGUGUUUGAAGAGAGAAUGGAUAAACUUACCAGAGUGCAGAGCUGUUGCAGGAAGAUGUGAUCGCCCACCUUCUAUAGACAAUGGAGACAUCCUGGAAAUGCCCAAGUCUGAAUAUCUGUCGGGAGAAAAGGUGCACUAUAAAUGCCAAAACCUGUACAGAAUGGAUGGAAAUGCAGAAGUAACUUGUGAUAAUGGUCAUUGGACGCAACCACCAACAUGCAUAGUUCCUUGUUCAACAAGCGAAGAAGACAUGAAAAUGAACAAUAUACAGUUGAAGUGGAAAUACGACUCAAAACUGUAUGCAGAAUCUGGAGAUAUUACAGAAUUUGCCUGUAACUGGGGCUACCGUGCAGAUCGUAAUUCUCCUCCAUUCAGAGUACAGUGUAUAGAUGGCAGAUUCGAAUAUCCAAGAUGUGUAAGAUGGAUAUAAGACAAUGGAGGAGAGGCAUACAGCCAAGAUUUUUAACCAGCAUGUUGUCUUCCAGAAUCAUUGAUUACUUGCCUUUAAUUAAAUUUUUCAAGAUUUUUUCAAGUGCCAUUUUCACCAUUUUAUGCAGCUGCUCACAGUGAAUUACAAACAUUUUAAAAAUUUUAUGGAAAAAAAACCCUGCAACUUUAUUGCAGGUGAAACUAUGCACAUGUUAUACACAUUGGUCUAACCAACCAUUUUAUUAGCUCAGUUUAAAACAGUAAAAUAUAACCUUAGAGAAGCAAGAAAUAUGCUAGAAUGCUAACAUUGUACCUGUGAGCUACUAGUUAGAACUAGCAGUGCUAAAUGGUUGCAUGUAUUGGCAGUGGAUGUUUUUACCUCUGAAGAUCUUGUCCACAUCUGAAAAAUAAGAAUAAAAGCUCAUUUGCAAAAACA
Pogona vitticeps (central bearded dragon) is the source of this 1029-nucleotide messenger RNA. The record is from RefSeq and is a predicted model, not a curated record. NCBI's taxonomy places the organism in Eukaryota, Metazoa, Chordata, Lepidosauria, Squamata, Agamidae.